Molecule: messenger RNA, 1481 nt
Organism: Phyllostomus hastatus (greater spear-nosed bat)
Lineage: Eukaryota; Metazoa; Chordata; Mammalia; Chiroptera; Phyllostomidae
Gene: SS18L1
Product: SS18L1 subunit of BAF chromatin remodeling complex
Exons: 11
Coding region: 142-1353 (403 amino acids)
Biological process (GO): positive regulation of dendrite morphogenesis; positive regulation of transcription by RNA polymerase II
Cellular component (GO): nucleus
Molecular function (GO): transcription coactivator activity
Source: RefSeq, a predicted model, not a curated record
GCGGCGGCGGGGCGGACGAGCCCAAGGCGGAACCCCCCGCGCCCCCGCCCCCCAGCGACUGCGGAGAAUGAACACCUCAGGCGGCGGAGCGCAGCGGGAGAAGAAACCCCGAUGAUCUCGGGCUGAGCCCGCGCCGGGACCAUGUCUGUGGCCUUCGCGUCCGCCCGGCCGAGAGGCAAAGGGGAGGUCACGCAGCAAACCAUCCAGAAGAUGCUGGACGAGAACCACCACCUGAUACAGUGCAUCCUGGACCACCAGAGCAAGGGCAAGACGGCCGAGUGUGCCCAGUACCAGCAGAUCCUGCACCGGAACCUCGUGUACCUGGCCACCAUCGCCGACUCCAACCAGAACAUGCAGUCCCUGCUCCCCGCCCCGCCCACCCAGAACAUGAACCUGGGCCCGGGCGCGCUGUCCCAGAGCGGCUCCAGCCAGGGCCUGCACCCGCAGGGCAGCCUCAGCGACGCCAUCGGCACCGGCCUGCCCCCGGCCUCCCUCAUGCAGGGCCAGAUCGGCAACGGUCCGAACCACGUGUCCAUGCAGCAGACGGCACAGAGCACGCUGCCCACGACCUCCAUGAGCAUGUCGGGCAGCGGCCACGGGUCGGGGCCCGGCUACAGCCACUCGGGACCCGGCUCGCAGAGCGUGCCCCUGCAGGGCCAGGGCGCCAUGGGCAGCUACGUGUCUCGGGCCAACAUCAACAUUCAGUCCAACCCAGUGUCCCUGAUGCACCAGCAGGCCGCCUCGUCCCACUACCCCUCGGCGCAGGGCGGGAGCCAGCACUACCAGGGCCAGCCGUCCAUCGCCAUGAUGGGCCAGAGCGGGCAGGGCAGCGGCAUGAUGGGGCAGCGGCCCCUGGCGCCCUACCGGCCCUCCCAGCAAGGCUCCUCGCAGCAGUACCUGGGCCAGGAGGAGUACUACGGGGGCGAGCAGUACGGCCACGGCCAGGCCGCCUCGGAGCCGCUCGGCCAGCAGUACUACGCCGACGGGCACGGGGACUACGCCUACCAGCAGGCGUCCUACUCGGAGCAGAGCUACGACCGGUCCUUCGAGGAGUCCACGCAGCACUACUACGAGGGCGGGAACUCGCAGUACAGCCAGCAGCAGGCGGGCUACCAGCAGGGGGCGGCCCAGCAGCAGGCGGGCUACCAGCAGCAGUACCCCAACCAGCAGAGCUACCCGGGCCAGCAGCCAGGCUACGGCCCGGCCCAGGGGGCCCCCUCGCAGUACUCCAGCUACCAGCAAGGCCAAGGCCAGCAGUACGGGAGCUACAGGGCGUCGCAGACCGGCCCGUCCGCGCAGCAGCAGCGGCCGUACGGCUACGAGCAGGGCCAGUAUGGAAACUACCAGCAGUGAGGGACAGACGUCCUUGGUGGAGCCUUGCGCCGGCGUGUCCGCCCGGCACGGCUGGGCCCGAGGCAGCUCUGAUGACCUGUGGCUUGUCGGUCGCCCCUUGGCCCUGCGCGUGCCGCAUGUGAAGCGUG